CGAGAAGCGUUGUUGGCGCGCUUGGCGGCGGCCGCCGUCUGGGUAAGAUGUUAGAGCAAGAAGAAAAUGGCCUGUUUGAAAUACCAGAUUAUGAACAUGUACAGGAUGAAACUUUUCCUCCCUUCCCUCCUCCGGCCUCUCCAGAGAGAGAUCCUGCAGAAGGUGAACCUGAUGAAGGGAGUGGAGCACCUGUUCCUGUCCCGCCAAAGAGAACAGUGAGAAGGAAUCUACCUAAGCUAGAUGCUACGAGAUUGACUUCAGAGAGAGGUCUUCCAGCCUUAAGGCAUGUGUUUGAUAAGACGAAAUUCAAAGGGAAAGGUCAUGAGGCUGAAGACUUGAAAACGCUAAUCAGACACAUGGAGCACUGGGCACACAGGCUAUUCCCCAAACUGCAAUUUGAAGAUUUUAUUGACAGAGUUGAAAACCUAGGAAAUAAAAAGGAGGUUCAGACCUGUUUAAAACGAAUUCGACUUGAUCUGCCUAUUGUACAUGAAGAUUUUGUUAACAAUAAUGAUGACGCUGAGGAAACUAAUAACCUCGAUGUAACGGCUCCUGGAUUUGACCCCUUUCUGACAAGUUCAUCUGACAGCAAGACGUUGGCUUCUGAAUCAAAUAGAAGCCUAACAGAAGAGCAGCAACAGAGAAUUGAGAGAAACAAACUGCUGGCCUUGGAAAGAAGGCAGGCAAAGCUACUGAGUAAUAGCCAGUCCCUAGAAAAUGACGUGACAGUUGAGGAGAGCGCUACUGGCGAGGAUGAGGAAGGGCCACGUGGAUUAAACAGAGACACUGCUGAUGGCCCACGGGAUACUCCUUCUGCCAGUGCACAUGCAGAGGAGACACAGCUGGACCCUCCUAACUGAGACUGAUCUAGAACAGUACAGUCGUCAACCCUCUACAACAGAAUCCUACAAGACUUCUGUGGAUUCCUGCUUAAAAUGCAGCGACUCUUUAAAUUGUUUCUUACUUAUUUUAGUAAGCCUAUUUAUUAUUUUUGGUGACCUGUAUAAGUCUGACUUUAUAAGCUGUUUUGUAGUUUGCAUUGAAUUCUUACUGAAUUGGGUAAUGAUUUAAAAUGUAAAUAUGCACCGACUGUUAGGUCAGUUUUUAUAAAGAAAUAAAUUAUUUUGU
Arvicanthis niloticus (Nile rat) is the source of this 1128-nucleotide messenger RNA. The record is from RefSeq and is a predicted model, not a curated record. Lineage: Eukaryota; Metazoa; Chordata; Mammalia; Rodentia; Muridae.